AUGUCAUGUUCCAAGCAUACACCUACGCCCCUGGCCACUCUCUCCAGUACCCUCGACCCAGCUGAGUAUGAUGAGUCUCUGGAAACCAGAAAGAAGCAGGUUGAGAGCUUGAUCAAAAGGGCCCAGCUUAAACCGGAGUAUCUGCUUCAGUACAAUGAUCCCAAAUGCUUAACACACCCUGAAGAUCCUGCCUUGAUUCUUUGGACCUAUGCAAGAUCAGCAAAUAUUUAUCCCAAUUUCAGAGCCACUCCAAAGAACUCACUUUUAGGAGCUGUGGUGGCAUUUGGGCCCCUCAUCCUCUGCCAUUAUGUUUUCAAAACAGACGGGACAGAAAGGACAGACUUACCAGGAAGGAUAAUUGGACCAAACAUUUAA
Messenger RNA from Onychomys torridus (southern grasshopper mouse), 375 nucleotides. RefSeq names its product NADH dehydrogenase [ubiquinone] 1 beta subcomplex subunit 4-like. The transcript has a single exon. Lineage: Eukaryota; Metazoa; Chordata; Mammalia; Rodentia; Cricetidae. Bases 1 to 375 code for a protein of 124 amino acids. The record is from RefSeq and is a predicted model, not a curated record. Gene Ontology annotation, cellular component: mitochondrion.